Alternaria metachromatica is the source of this 1686-nucleotide messenger RNA. RefSeq lists its product as uncharacterized. Bases 1 to 1686 code for a protein of 561 amino acids. The transcript is spliced from 3 exons. The record is from RefSeq and is a predicted model, not a curated record. NCBI's taxonomy places the organism in Eukaryota, Fungi, Ascomycota, Dothideomycetes, Pleosporales, Pleosporaceae.
AUGGCUUCUCUUCGCGUCCUUCUCCUGUCAUGUGCAAUCGCAUGGGCUGGUGCUGUAGCCGCAUCGCUCGAGUCUGCGGUACAGGUUCGCAAUACUCCUGGCACCACUACCGAGGAUACAUGGCAUGCGAUUCGGCGAGGGCUCGCCGUAGCUGGCCUACAGAAACGUCAAGACUUCACAGCUGAGCUACCUCUGGAGAGGAGCUGGAGCGGCGCCACCCUGCUGUCGGUCGAGGCGUCUAGUCAACUUCCUGAGAACAACAGAACCACGAAUUCAGAGAUCAAGGCUGGUAUUACAGUCACAUGCCAGACUUGCUACGUCAAAGGCCUUGCUAAGGCCGAACUCACAAUUGGCGACAACUUCAAUGCUAGCGACCUGAUCGAAGGUGUUGUUGACGACAUCAAGAACGAUACCCUCGCCUUCGCCCAUGAUUUCACGGAGUAUCUGAGCGACUAUGCCGGUGGAGUGUACAUCAAUGUCCAGGACGGCUUUGACUCGGAGGACUUUGCCUUCCCAACAUUCCCCUUCGACUUCAACAUCACUGUGCCGGAGAUCAAGGAAGCUAACUUACGCUUCCAAUUCGAUGGCAUGGAGUUUUACCUAGAGAUCGAAACUGCCUUGAGCGCUGGAGCUGCUUACGAAAUCAACCUCUACGCUACCAAUACUCCUGUUGGCAUGAAGGUCGGCCCACUCAUGCUCGGUUUGGUGCUCCAAGUUGACCUCAUCUUGAAAGUGGAUGGGGCGAUCGACAUUAGUAGCGGUUUCCACGUCAAGCUUGACGAUGGUGUUGCGAUGGACAUCGCCAUGUUCGGUGAAUCUGUCUCAAACAUGGUCUUCAACGGUGGUCAGUUCGAGUUCCUACCCGUCACAAUUGUCAGCGCCAGCGCCUCUAUUGCAGCUAUACUCCGAGUCGGCGUACACUGCGGCAUUGAAGUGGGCAAACCUGAUAUACCUACGCUACUGGAUGUCGCAAAUGUCAGUGCAACCGCGGGUGUGGAGCUCGCUCUUUUCGCGAACGUUGCGGAAUUUGUCACGAACAUCACUUACGUGCCUGAUGACGACGACUGCAAGUUGAAGGUCAUCCAAGAGUACAACCUUGCACUGGGUGCCUUGGCCGGAGCAUCCAUUGAGGUCGAUAUGCCCUUCAUUGAGGCCAUGACUUGGGGUCCAGUCGCAAGUGUAACUACAGCCAUCUUCACCACAACGCUUGCUGAGGCAUGCGCCAUCGAAGCUACUAGCAAGCCCUCUGUGGAACCGUCACCCACGGGAGUCGACAAGCGAGAAGACCUCGAAACCAUCACUCUGACGACCACGACUGUUACUACGGGUGUGAGCUGUAGGACCACGAACAAAGCCAUGUGUCCAAACAACGAGCAAGUUUCCACCAAAGCAACGAUCACACGGUCCCUCGUUACAGCUGUCCCUUCUGGCGAGACUCCCACGUUUCCCGAGACUGUGUUUACAAACGUGCCAGCGACUAAGAAGUUCGGUUCGCAAGUCAAGUCGAUUAAGGCCAUGACCGGUAGCCCGACGCCUUAUGUCGCUCCACCCGACGAAGAUGGUAGCGACGAUGUCCAUGAUCUUGUUGAUGGCUCGACUGGAGGUGUCAGCAACAAGGUCAUUAUUGGUGUGUGCGUCGGUUUAGUUCUGCCUAUCCUGGCUGCUAUAAUCGGUGCUGUUAUGUAA